Alternaria incomplexa is the source of this 1473-nucleotide messenger RNA. RefSeq lists its product as uncharacterized. Bases 1 to 1473 code for a protein of 490 amino acids. The transcript has a single exon. The record is from RefSeq and is a predicted model, not a curated record. NCBI's taxonomy places the organism in Eukaryota, Fungi, Ascomycota, Dothideomycetes, Pleosporales, Pleosporaceae.
AUGGCCGGCAUGUCUAAUGAUCCGCGCGUUCCCUUCCAGGCGCCACGGCUCCCGCACAGCGCUGCCCCUCCGACCGACUGUGAGCAACAUGGCUCAGGUACCGCCGAGUCGAGUGCAAUCCCACACCCACUGACACCUGCAACGCCUGCAACGACCACCAGACAGUCGGUACCAUUGGGCGUCUUCUCGACCCUCUUGGGGAACAACACCACGUCCACCCUUAGUGCCCAGCCUAUACUGUCCGACGAGCCCGUCCUCGCCCACACGCAACCACUAGAUGCUCCCGAGGGCCUGUCUGACUUGACGGCGAGCUCAGGCUCGGUGCCCAGUGCGACUACCACCUUGACCAACACACUGCCGCCGACCCAGUCUGCUGCACUGCGCGCCCUGAACGCCCCCGCCUUCCAUUCCUCGCCCUCCAAGAGCAAGUCUGCAAAGUCUACAUCCAGCCGGACCACCGUCACCAGCCAGCCAGUGGUAGUACGCACAUAUUCAGGCUCGCGGCACGCAUCACGCUCUGGCUCCGGCUUCAACACGCCACGCUCCUUCGCCAUGAAUGGGCAGACACAUGCGUCGGCCCUGUCAGCUGGUCUGGCUGGCAGGAGCGAGCAGCUACCCUCCGCUGACGACUUCUCUUUUUCGGCCAUCCUUCGCGCGGUCGACCCUGAGAUCAGAGACGCCAUCGAUGCCAUUGCCGAGAUCUGCGCCCGAAGCAGAAUGAGUCUAGCCGACGAGUACGACUCUCACCUACCCCCGCAAGGCGAAAUAACAAGCGGGGGGUCGGGGUGGGCUGCAAGUACAGGAGCAUUGGCCAGCCGAGGUCGUUUGAAUAGGAUCAGUCAAGGAUGGACUGCCGCAGACAACACACUCAUGGCAGUGCCUGAAGCGAGCAGCUCCAGCGAGCGGCUGGCGCAAGAGGGUAGGGCCGAGAGCAGUAAGAAGCGUAGUCAAUCAGCAUACGGGAGCUUGAAGAGCGUCAUCAGUGGUGGGAGUGGUAAGAGGAAAGCCAUAGAUGGCGAUACUUUCCGAGACCAAGAGGCUGGCAGCUCGAAACAGGUCGAAGUCCAGAACUCGGCGCCCGCCUGGGCAGUCCACGCAUCCACCUCGUCUUCACACCCGGCAAUCACCAUUGCCGCGCCUACAGCUUCGAAACAACUAUCACUCGAUACUUCGUCGGCAAUGCAGGAUGUUGGCAAGGACGCCAAUGGAUCAUCCAACGGACGGCCUCAGACUGCAACACCACGCAGAACCCCCUCACACCAACGCGGAGCGUCUAUGCGCAGUCUUCCGGCAUCACGAGCACGUUCUGGUACCCUUGACUCUAUAAAGGCGUGGCUACCAUGGCCCCGGCCGUCAGAUCUCGACCAGAACAGUCGGCAGGAGCUGACAAAAGCCGAGGACCGUCUCAGAAGCAUGCUGAUAUCAUCGUCCCAAACCCUCGGGAAAGGUAAAGCAACAGUGCGCGUCAUUUAG